Molecule: messenger RNA, 756 nt
Organism: Mesoplodon densirostris (Blainville's beaked whale)
Lineage: Eukaryota; Metazoa; Chordata; Mammalia; Artiodactyla; Ziphiidae
Product: folate receptor alpha-like
Exons: 4
Coding region: 1-756 (251 amino acids)
Biological process (GO): fusion of sperm to egg plasma membrane involved in single fertilization; sperm-egg recognition; cell adhesion
Cellular component (GO): external side of plasma membrane
Molecular function (GO): signaling receptor activity
Source: RefSeq, a predicted model, not a curated record
AUGGCCUGGAAGACAACGUGGCUACUGUUCCUUUUGGUAGGGGUGGCUGCCGUAUGGACAGCCCGACCCAGGACUGAGCUUCUCAAUGUCUGCAUGAAUGCCAAGCACCAUAAGGAAAAGCCAGGUCCCGAGGACAAGCUACAUGAGCAGUGCAGUCCCUGGAAAAAGAACGCCUGCUGCUCCACUAACACCAGCCAAGAAGCCCAUAAGGAUAUUUCCUACCUGUACAGAUUCAACUGGGAUCACUGUGGCAAGAUGGAGCCCUCCUGCAAGCGCCACUUCAUUCAGGACACCUGCCUCUACGAGUGCUCACCUAACUUGGGGCCCUGGAUCCAGGAGGUGAACCAGAGCUGGCGCAAAGAGAGGGUCCUGAACGUGCCCCUGUGCAAAGAGGACUGUCAGAGCUGGUGGGAAGACUGCCGCACCUCCUACACCUGCAAGAGCAACUGGCACAAGGGCUGGAACUGGACCUCAGGGUAUAACCAGUGCCCAGUGAGAGCUGCCUGCCACCGCUUUGACUUCUACUUCCCCACGCCUGCUGCUCUGUGCGAUGAAAUCUGGAGUCACUCCUACACAGUCAGCAACUAUGGCCGGGGCAGCGGCCGCUGCAUCCAGAUAUGGUUCGACCCGGCCCAGGGCAACCCCAACGAGGAGGUGGCGAGGUUCUAUGCUGAGACCAUGAGUGGGGCUGGGCUCCAUGAGGCCUGGCCUCUGCGUUUCGGCCUGGUCCUAAUGUUGCUCUGGCUGCUCAACUGA